This is a messenger RNA of Anopheles aquasalis, 3059 nucleotides long. Its product is annotated as protein SPT2 homolog. Gene Ontology annotation, cellular component: nucleolus. Lineage: Eukaryota; Metazoa; Arthropoda; Insecta; Diptera; Culicidae. Gene Ontology annotation, biological process: nucleosome assembly; transcription by RNA polymerase I. Gene Ontology annotation, molecular function: histone binding; DNA binding. The record is from RefSeq and is a predicted model, not a curated record.
AGCAAGCGAAGGAAGACUCCCGAUAGAGAUCGUCGGAGAAGGUUUGGUAUUUGCGUUAAACCCGCCAUAAAUCAUACCUUGUUCUCUUCCUAGCUGCAACGUACUCUUUUCGCGUAUCUCUUUAUGCGUGCUCAUCGGCCAAUACUCAAUAACCCCAUGAGAAUAUCGUUCCUGUAUCUAAUUGCUUGGAAGCAACCUGUUGGCGAACACGACUCGGCACCGUCGUCCUCAACUCACAUUACGAAAUUGUCGUAUUCAACAAAACGUGGUUUCGGUACACACAAAAAUAUAGCACAGGCAGUAACGGCGACGUGAAACAUGGACUUUGGGAAGUUGUUGAGCGUCGCUAAACAAAACACCUCUAAUGAUGGGCAGAAUGCUGAGGGACGCUACUAUUCGACCAAGUUCGCACCUCCAAAAAAGGAAAGCAAGGAAAAGAAACUAUCCGACAACAUCAAAAAGUUCCUAGCCAAAAAGGAGGAGGAAGAGCGCGAGAAGGCACUGGAGGCACGACGGAAAGCCGAAGAACUAAUGGCCAAGCGUGACACCAAGGCUAAAAGGAAAAUUGAGAAAAUGCUGAAAGUGAUUAAGUCUGCGAAUAAAUCGGUGCUAAGUGAUGCCGGUGGCAAGCUUGAGUCAGGGGAACCAGAGCAACCGGAUGAGGAUGACUACGGUUACACAUCAAACGUUGCCUCCCACUUCUAUCAGCAGCUAAUGGACAAAUACAAGAAUAAUCAAGAGGAGAAGAAAUUUAAGGAUGCAGAAAAGCGUUCCAUGACAAAAGAGGAUCUGGCUGUGACCAAGGCUCGUGUGAAGGAUGCUAUUAUACGGCAGUCGAAGAACGAACAGACACCGCGCCAACGCAAAGCAGAAGGACGUUCAGGUAUCGGCUGUGAAGGUGAUAAUGAAGGAAGACGGCGCUUUAGUGGCGAUCCGUAUGAUCCGAUCGAGGAGCGACGUCAAGCGGAACAAGCAAAAGUGGCUACCGCAGCCGAAGAUAAGAAACGAAAUGCUGCGCGAAAGUUAAGCGGCCCACCUCCGCCGGAUUUUGCAACCCUGCUGAAGCUAGCUGAACAAAAGCAACAUGAGCCAAUUAAAGUUGAGAUACCGGUGGAAAAGAAGAAACAAGAACCAGAGCGAUUGAUGACGAAGAAGGAAAAGAAAGAACACGAGGCUCGGGUAGCGUUCCUGGAAAUGAAACGAUUGCGCGAUCGUAUCAAGGAAGAUCCGAAGUUGUCGCCCAAAGAGAAAGAGCAUAAGCUGGCAAAGCUAGACGCAUUGCGUGCAGCGGGUAAAUUGCCUGGUAUACCGCCGUCCACCACCACCUCAUCAACAGCUACUGUGAAAUCAACUCCUCCCAGUGCUGGACACGUAUCACAAGCAAAUGGAGUGUCAUGCUCAAAGCCCGCACAACCUACAUUCUCUUCCAAAGGCGGUACUUCGUCCGCGAAACCCACACUUGGCCAAACGAAUGGUAUUUCCAACAAAAGUACGGAGCAGACCAAUAAGAAACAGGAAGCAUCAUUGGCGCGCAAAGUGCCUAAUCAGCAGCAAGUCUUGAGUUCGUCAACAACUUCGUCAGCUUCAUCAUCGACGGUAGUCAAAAGUAAGCCAUCAGUUGUGAAUAUAGCUGCUAAAAAAUCAUCAAGUUCCAGCAUCACACCUUCGAAAACCAGCAAGCCAGCAGCCCCUGCAUCCUCUGUCAACCACAAUUGUCCUCCAAAGUCUCAACAGCUUGUGAGCAAGGUUGUGGGUUCAUCUUCUCGUUCCAAUAAACCACAACAAACCGCUAGCUUGAUGAUACCUACUGUUUCCAAGCAACCGCUGACCAUGAACGGCAAGGUGGCUGAUAUCUCUAGCUCAAUGGUGUCCAUGGCUGUAAAACAAGCGCCCAAAGCUACCAUUGCUGGAGCGUCGGCAAAAAAUGGAGAGUCAGUAGGGAAUCUCGCGACGAAUACUGCACGAACGCCGGUUGCGACUGCGAAUCGGAGAGAAGCUCCCCGACCUGGUCAAACGCGCCAGUUUCCGCCAGCUGAUGUCCAACGAUCGAAACAACCUCGUCCUAAUAUGGAUCGAGGCCACCCGGGGCAUCGUUCGAGUGGCUCCGCUCCCAAAAAGCGUCGGGUCAUUGACAGUGACAGCGAAUACGACAGCGAGAUGGACGAUUUUAUCGAUGAUGGUGACUGUGAGGAAGACUACUCCUCCGCCAUCAAGGAAAUCUUUGGAUACGAUAAGUCACGUUACCGUGACGAUGACAAUGAUGAAGAUGACUAUAACAUGGAGUCAACCUACGCGCAACAGAUGCGCGAAGAGUACAUCAGUAAGAAGAUAGGUAUUAUGGAGGACUUAGAAGACAUGCGCAUGGAGGAAGAAGAAAAGCGGCGCAAAUUGAAAAAGGGCUCGGGGGUAAAGAAGAAAUGAGACAUUACAACGACGGAUACACCUAAAUACGGCCUACAUACUGGCCCCGGGAUAAAGGACAGCCCAAGGGCCUGCAUCCACAGCUCAGCUUUCUCUACGGUGCCAGCUAAGUCAGUUCAACUUGAGUGUAUGUAUGCAUCACUUGGCCAAUCGCGUUUUCUGAAUUCAAUUAUAUUCAAUGAUAUCGGCAUCUGUGAACAUUUUUUGUGGAGGUCGGCAAUGCGCAGUCGUAGUCUGGUCUACCGGCUCGAAUUAUAUACCACGAUUACCAGACAAUGGCUUAUAUUUUUACCGCUAACGCAUGUACUCUAUUUUUACUGCUAACAAGAUGAAUAUUAGCACACACUACACGACGUUCGGGUUAAUGACUUCUACUUUCGUGUUGUACAACUCAACGAUUCCCUGAGAAAGGCAACAAGUGCCUUUCUGGUGCUCUGAUCGAUGCUGAGAGUAGACGUUGAAUGUGUGACGGGCUAAUGAGCAAAGUGUAUUCAAUGUUCAACAGCUGCAUUAGACCAUUAUUUAAUGUAUUUUUGAAACCUUUUUGACAACAGCUGCACGCGCAAGAAUAUAUAUGUUCAGGAUUUUCGAUCAUUAGCAUUUAUUUGGUUAUUUCUGCGUUCUAAGUUCAACAAAAA